Fusarium poae is the source of this 321-nucleotide messenger RNA. RefSeq lists its product as uncharacterized. Gene Ontology annotation, cellular component: mitotic spindle pole body; mitotic spindle; spindle microtubule. The record is from RefSeq and is a predicted model, not a curated record. The coding region runs from base 1 to 321 and encodes 106 amino acids. The transcript has 3 exons. NCBI's taxonomy places the organism in Eukaryota, Fungi, Ascomycota, Sordariomycetes, Hypocreales, Nectriaceae.
AUGGCUUCACAUUCCAGAUCCGCAUCCGCCAUGGGCGGUCAUGAAAAGACAUAUUUCGAACAGCAACGCGAAGUCCUCCUCGGCGAGAUUGCAGUGAGCUUCGAGCAUGUCCUAGCCAAUAUCAACAAACUGAACCGAUCUCUCGAGGCAGUCACAGCGGUUGGCAAUGAAUUCUCUUCGGUCGAAGCGCUUUGGUCACAGUUUGAGAACGUCAUGGGGAAGGAUGAUAAGGCGGAGGGUGAAACGGAUCAGGCUGAUCAGACGGGGAAACAUGAUGAGACUUUGGAGGGGGAUACGACGGUUAAGCACGAGGGUGCUUGA